This is a messenger RNA of Nothobranchius furzeri (turquoise killifish), 3815 nucleotides long. It is a transcript of the gene abcg1, whose product is annotated as ATP-binding cassette, sub-family G (WHITE), member 1. Gene Ontology annotation, cellular component: membrane. Lineage: Eukaryota; Metazoa; Chordata; Actinopteri; Cyprinodontiformes; Nothobranchiidae. Gene Ontology annotation, molecular function: ATP hydrolysis activity; ATP binding; ABC-type sterol transporter activity. Gene Ontology annotation, biological process: cholesterol homeostasis; transmembrane transport; cholesterol efflux. The record is from RefSeq and is a predicted model, not a curated record.
UGCUCUCGUUGUGACCCGUCAUCUUGGUUCUGGUUCCGUCUACAUUUUAGAUCCCCAGAUUUUAUUUGAGAUAAAAAAAUUAAACGAAAUUCCAGUAACAGGUCUGGUGGGCGGAGCUACAGCGAGACCCCACACCUGAGCAACUGCUUUCAGGUGGGCGGGGGAUGUUGGAGGGGGCGGGGCAAUGGGAUGUUGUUUUUAAAGUUUUGUGUUGGUGUCUGAUUGUGCACCGGAUCAGGGACAGCAGAAAACUGGUUAGAUCUUCAGGUUUUUGUGUUUCUGUGACUUAAUAAAGCAAAAUGUUCCCAAAAACUGGACAGUUUUUGCGUUUGUGUCUGAAGCUUCUGGAUUGGUUCCUCUGGAUGAUCCUGUGAAUGUUCUGUCGGAGGAACAUGGUUAGAGUUCGAGGCUAUUUUCAGACCUGGAGGUCUGCCUGCUGCAUCCUCAGUCAGCUUGAGAUGAACCUCAGCAAAGAGCGGAUCUGUUUCUACGUCUCACUGGUGCUGGUUUGGAGAUGCUGCACACGGAUCACCAUUCCCAUUUGCUGCUCCAGUUGAUAGAUGCCCGCUGUAUCAGGCUUCAUUUUGGGACGGUAACCUAGGUAACAAGCUAGUGAUCCUUGAUGUCUUUAGAUAGCUCAAAUGUUUUUUCUUGUUCCUCAGAGGAACCAUCCCAGAUACAUGGAAAGAAUUUGAUUCUCGGCUUGCAGUGACUUGGCUCACCCACCAGGUGGAGUCCUGCAGCUUUUAUAUCACCUGGACAGGUGCGAGUGUCCCCUAACAGGAGGACAUGGGGAUCCUAAAACCCCACCAAACUAAAUAGUUUCUCUCAUCCCUGCACUGGAUGCGAUGAUCAGAUGUUUUCAUGUUGGAUGGAACUCUUCAAACGGGGCCAGAGCUGAAUAUUCAGAUGUUCUGGGUGCAGAAGGUCUCUGAGGGGUGGGAAAAACCGAGGACGUUGACCUCACACCAAGUCUUCUAGACCAAUGUUCUCCAACACUUUCCACACCAAGCACUGGCCUCUUGUGGAACUAUGGGAGUGGUGUUUUUGGGGGUAAGGUUCAGUUGGUUCACCUGUGUCUGGACUAUGGAGCCCUGUUUUAACCAGACUCUUGUCCUGGGAUAGAACCCAGAUCGGAUUACUCUACCUGGUCCUGUGAGCCCCAGAGCUCCCACUCCAGUCCCUCAGAGGGAGUGGGUCUACUAGGAUCAUGAGCUGGUUCCACACAGCUUCAGAAAACUCAUCCGUCUGAAAAAAUACAUUACCAUUAAGGUGGACAUUGCUAUACAGUGAGAUGGGUGGGGCCAGGAAAAGGGGGUGGGGCCUCCGAUCCCAGCUGAGCGUGGGAAGUGACUCUGAGCUUAGUGAGGGAGAGUGUCGAUCAUGGCCUGUCUGAUGGCCGCCUGGUCUGUCCACAACCCCACGGUGACCAACUCCAUCAUCAUGAACACCAACGGGCCCCCAGACCUGAUGCUGGACCCCAGAACCGUGUGUGUCUGUUUGGAUGAGGCGGUUCACAAGAGACCAGCAGGAAGCCAGCGGACGCGGCUGCUGCAGGGACACCUGAAGAAGGUGGAUAACAACCUGAUGGAAGCCCAGAGGUUCUCCUCAUUACCACGGAGACCAGCUGUCAACAUCCAGUUCAAAGACGUCUCAUACUCCAUCAGGGAGGGGCCCUGGUGGAGGAGGACAGGUUACAAGACUCUGCUCAAAGGGAUCUCUGGGAAAUUCACCAGCGGGGACCUGGUGGCCAUCAUGGGCCCGUCCGGAGCAGGAAAAUCCACCCUGAUGAACAUCCUGGCCGGUUACAGAGAGACGGGGAUGAAGGGUGAGAUCCUCAUCAACGGCCAGCCCAGAGACCUGCGCUCCUUCAGGAAGGUUUCCUGCUACAUCAUGCAGGACGACAUGCUGCUGCCACACCUGACCGUGCACGAGGCCAUGAUGGUUUCAGCGAACCUGAAGCUGCAGGAGAAACCGGAGGCUCGGCGUGAGAUGGUCCAAGAGAUCCUGAUGUCUCUGGGUUUGCUGGACUGCGCUAGCACCAGAACGUCCCACCUGUCAGGCGGUCAGAGGAAGAGGCUUGCCAUCGCUCUGGAGCUCGUCAACAACCCUCCUGUCAUGUUCUUCGACGAACCCACCAGCGGCCUGGACAGCUCGUCCUGUUUCCAGGUGGUGUCUCUGCUGAAGGCGCUGGCCCGAGGCGGUCGGACCGUCAUCUGCACCAUCCAUCAGCCCAGCGCCAAACUCUUUGAGCUGUUUGACAAACUCUACGUGCUGAGUCAGGGACAAUGCAUCUACAGAGGGAAGGUGUCCAGUCUGGUUCCGUACCUGCAGGACCUCGGACUCCACUGUCCCACCUACCACAACCCAGCUGACUUCAUCAUGGAGGUGGCGUCUGGGGAGUACGGGGACCAGAUGGUGAGACUGGUGAAGGCUGUUCAGGACAGGAAGUAUGAGGAGGACCAUCAGACGGAGCUGAAUGGAGAUACUAGCCUCCACCCCCUCUUGUGGCAGCGUGCAGAUGAGAAUUCCCUCGAGAGUUCCUCCUCGGAGGGUUGUCACAGCUUCUCAGCAAGCUGCAUGACUCAGUUCUGCAUCCUGUUCAGGAGAACGUUCCUCAGCAUCUUCAGAGACUCGGUGCUGACUCACCUGAGGAUCUCGUCUCACAUCGGGAUCGGAGUUCUGAUUGGCCUGUUGUACCUGGGCAUCGGGAACGAGGCCAAGAAGGUCCUGAGCAACUCUGGUUUCCUCUUCUUCUCCAUGUUGUUCCUCAUGUUUGCAGCUCUGAUGCCCACGGUGCUGACGUUCCCUCUAGAACUGGGGAUUUUUCUCAGGGAACACCUGAACUACUGGUACAGUCUGAAGGCGUACUACCUGGCUAAAACAAUGGCCGACGUUCCGUUCCAGGUGGUGUUCCCGGUGGUGUACUGCAGCAUCGUGUACUGGAUGACGGCUCAGCCUCCAGACGCCGCACGGUUCUUCCUCUUCCUGUCUCUGGGGAUCCUGACAUCGUUUGUGGCUCAGAGUUUGGGUCUGCUGAUCGGCGCUGCCUCCACCUCGCUGCAGGUGGCCACGUUUGUGGGUCCGGUGACAGCGAUUCCAGUUCUGUUGUUCUCUGGGUUCUUCGUGAGCUUUGAUACCAUCCCCUGGUACCUGCAGUGGAUGUCCUACAUCUCCUACGUCAGGUACGGGUUUGAGGGCGCCAUCUUGUCCAUCUAUGGUCUGGACCGGGACGACCUUCACUGUGAAGAAAAUGAGACGUGCCACUUCCAGAAGUCCGACGCCAUCCUGAAGGAGCUGGACAUGCUGGAUGCUAAACUCUACCUGGAUUUCAUCGUCCUCGUCGUUUUCUUCUUCUCUCUGAGGCUCCUCGCUUAUUUCGUCCUCCGCUACAAGAUCAGGUCUGAAAGGUAGACCAGGACCUGAACCCGAACCAGGACUAGGAGGAUGAGGAACGACAGACAUGCAGAACUUAGACCAAAGUUAAGGCGUAGCUGUGUAGCCUGUCUCCAUGGGUUAAGAAGAAGAAGUCCCCGUCCCAUCUCCUACUGUCCCCUGGAUGGUUUGUCCCCUUCAGGGACCAGAGCUGGUCUCCUGGUCUCUGCAGGUUUCAUUGUGCCACAAUCUGAAGGUCUGUAGGAAAGCUGGCAGGUACCUUUCAGAAUAAAACCCUCUCCAGUCUGGACUGGUCAGCCACCUAGUGGAUCGUUGAAGACACAUUGACACGUCUUUUCUGUGUCCAGCUUUUAUUUUAGAGCUCAUUUGACGUCAAAACAUCCAACUGUCAGAUUAUUAAAGUCAUCCCGAACCUCUGA